Molecule: messenger RNA, 945 nt
Organism: Myiozetetes cayanensis
Lineage: Eukaryota; Metazoa; Chordata; Aves; Passeriformes; Tyrannidae
Exons: 5
Coding region: 1-945 (314 amino acids)
Biological process (GO): negative regulation of DNA-templated transcription
Cellular component (GO): nucleus
Molecular function (GO): RNA binding
Source: RefSeq, a predicted model, not a curated record
AUGGACUCGUCCUGCCCGCUCUCCAGAGGCUUACGGAAACGUUGGGAAACGUUGGGAAACGUUGGUCGAGCUUUGGAGAGUCUAGAAAACGUUCGGAGAGAUUUGGGAGCGCUCGGGAAAGGCUCGCAGAGCUCCGUGGGCCGCUUCGGAAACGUUCGGAGAGCUCAGGCGGCUCUUCGGAACCGUUCGGGAAGCGCUCGGGCGUUUCCGCCCGGCCGUUCGGGCGUUUCCGGCGGGCGCCGGGGCGCUGCCUCAGGGCGGGCGCCAUUUUGUGUGUCCGCCCGCGGAGCGCGGGGCGCGGGCGGAGGAGCCGCCGGGCCGAGCCCCCCGCGCCGUUCAGUGACUGUGCCCCUCGUUCUCCACCCCCCCGCCCGUUGCCCAUGGCCGUGGAGAGCUCGAGUGUCCCCUGCCGCCGCCGCCUCCCCCAGCCCGCACUGCACCCCCUUCUCCGUCCUGCCACGGCAGCUGCAGCCUCCCUGGCCGCCGCCGCUGCUCCAGCACGGCCCGGACGAAAGGGAGGAUGGGGAGCUGGAGGAGGGGGAGCUGGAGGACGAUGGGGGGGAGGAGGAUCAUUCCCAAUCCCAGGAAAGAGGCCGGAAGGAGAAGGGGGAGAAGCACCACAGCGACUCGGACGAGGAGAAAUCCCACCGCAGGAUGAAGAGGAAGCGCCGGAAAGAGAAGGAGAAAAGGAGAUCCAAGAAAAAACGCAAAUCCAAGCACAAGCGGCACGCCUCGUCCAGCGAUCGACUUCUCCGACUCAGCGACGACUCGAAUACAGCCCGGCCGAGAAGGGACACCGCAAUUAUUGGGAAUAUUUGGAAUGGGAAUACAGGCCCCCUGUUCUGGCAGUUAUUGGGAACACUGGGAAUUCAGCCCUUCCUGCUCCUCUGGGGCUACCUGGGAAUAACUGGCAUAGCUGGGACUCCCUGGGAAUUCCAGGAAUAG